AUGGUCGAGCUCCUCGACGCAGCGGCGUACGCGGCGCCCAUCUACGCCACCGUCGCCGCGCUGCUCCUCGCGCACGACGCGGCGCACGCGGCCAUGGGCGUGCUCUCGGUCCUCGUCGUGCUGUCCGCCGUCGCGCUCAACGACGGCGCGCCGGAGCUUCUCCUUCUCUGGGGCGGCGUCGUGCUGCUCCCGCAGCUGCUGCAGCAGGGCGAGGUGCCGUGCGCCGACGAGAUCACGCCGCCGCCAGAGUCGCGCCGCCGCGCAUUCCUCGCGCUUGUCGUCGUCGCCAUCCUCUGCCUGUCGCCCGCGCCGCACGCCGAGCCCGCCCUCUCGCUGGACUCGUUCGCAGAGAGCUUUGGCGCGGCGGGCAUUGCGUUGUGAGAUCCUUGAUUGUGUCCUGCCGGUGCCCUUUGAGCCGCGCCGCGAGGGUAUUUUCCAUAUGCGGCGCGUCACGCGAACGGCGAUUUUGCGUCAGACAAUUCCGAGAGCGAGUACGUACGUAUGUUAUCACCGCGGUGUGUCAC
Messenger RNA from Emiliania huxleyi CCMP1516, 524 nucleotides. RefSeq lists its product as hypothetical. Lineage: Eukaryota; Haptophyta; Isochrysidales; Noelaerhabdaceae. The record is from RefSeq and is a predicted model, not a curated record. The transcript is spliced from 3 exons. The annotation marks the transcript as partial.